Molecule: messenger RNA, 1423 nt
Organism: Octopus sinensis (East Asian common octopus)
Lineage: Eukaryota; Metazoa; Mollusca; Cephalopoda; Octopoda; Octopodidae
Product: tumor suppressor candidate 3
Exons: 11
Coding region: 81-1088 (335 amino acids)
Cellular component (GO): oligosaccharyltransferase complex
Source: RefSeq, a predicted model, not a curated record
UGUGCGUGGAUGUGUGUGCGUGUGUGUGCGUAGACGUUGAACGUACGUGUGUGCGCGCGCGCGCGUGUGUGCAGUAAAACAUGGACGACAAGAUGACAUUGAGUGUGACGGCAGGUUUAGUCCUGCUCCUUGUUUUGGUUUUACCGCCACCACAGAGCUCUGUCUCGGCCCUUGGUCUUCAGCGUAAGAAAGAGGACCUUCUCUCUGAGAAAGUUCAACAGAUGAUGGAAUGGAAUACCAAAAAAGUUGUAUUACGUUUAAAUGGUGAUAAAUUCCGUCAAUAUGUCAAAACUGCACCAAGAAAUUAUUCCGUUAUUUUGAUGUUAACUGCUUUACAAGCUCAAAGACAGUGUACAGUUUGCAGGCAUGCAAAUGAAGAAUUUACCAUUCUUGCCAAUUCUUGGCGAUAUUCACAACAAUAUUCAAAUCGACUGUUUUUUGCAAUGGUUGAUUAUGAUGAAGGAUCUGACGUUUUUGCAAAUUUAAAAAUCAACACAGCUCCUGUCUUCAUGCAUUUUCCACCAAAAGGGAAGCCAAGGAAAGGAGAUACAAUGGAUAUACAUCGAGUUGGAUUUGCUGCAGAAUUAAUUGCAAGAUGGGUUGGUGAGAGAACGGAUAUUCAGAUUCGAGUAUUCCGUCCACCCAAUUACUCUGGAACCUUGGCUGUUGCAUUACUUUUCUCUCUGGUUGGUGGUCUGCUAUAUUUAAAAAGAAAUAACUUAGACUUUUUGUACAACAAAACAUCAUGGGGAUUUGGAGCUAUGAUCAUUAUAUUUGCAAUGACAUCAGGUCAGAUGUGGAAUCAUAUCCGAGGACCUCCAUUCAUGCAUAGAAAUCCACACACAGGCCAAAUGCAGUUCAUCGUUCCAUCAUUUGAACUGCAGUUUGUUGCAGAGUCCUAUAUUAUAUUUUUUAACUAUGCUGCUGUUGUGAUAGGUUUCAUUCUACUUAAUGAAGCUAAUAAUUUAAAAGGUGAUCCAGGCAAGAAAAAAAGUAAUUAUGGCAUUGGUAGGAGUAGGCUGUGUGGCCUUCUUUUUCAGUUUAUUGCUAUCCAUUUUCCGUUCCAAGUAUCAUGGUUAUCCUUAUAGUUUCCUGUUCAAGUAAGCAGAAGAAAACCUCCGAAACAGGGUUUGCUAGGUAUGCUAGUGUUGGCUACUUCUUUCAAAUCAGGCUGCUGUGAAAAGUGGGGGAAAAACAAAUCAAGCACGCAUUCUGUAUUUUUCUAAUGAAGCUUUUACAGGAUUUGCACAUUGAAAACAGUUUUUUUUUUUUCGUCUACAUUUUGUUGUCUCCUGUUUGAAUUCAUAAAAAAUAUCAUUUCCAAAAUAUAAAAAAAAAAUAAAAAUAAAAAAUAGUGGUCUAUUAAAAAAUUUAAUUGUAAAAAAGAAAACCAAAAAAAUUAAUAGCCACUAUCAUAUUUGUU